GGCCGCCCUGGCCUCUGCCCACCAGUGCCACCCCCUUCCUCAGACCCUCAGUGUGCUGAAGAGCACCCCUCAAGUGAGGGGCAUGCACACCAUCAUCAGAAACAAGGAGACGAGCAGGGACGAGUUCAUUUUCUACUCCAAGAGACUGAUGCGGUUGCUGAUUGAGCACGCGCUCUCCUUGCUCCCGUUCCAGAGUUGCACAGUCCAGACCCCGCAGGGACAGGACUACGAAGGGAGGACAUACAGCGGGAAGCAAAUCACUGGGGUGUCUAUCCUGCGAGCGGGAGAGACCAUGGAGCCAGCGCUGCGUGCGGUGUGCAAGGACGUCCGCAUCGGGACCAUCCUCAUCCAGACCAACUGCAACACGGGCGAGCCAGAGCCCCACUACCCGCGGCUGGUCAUCCUGAUGGACUGCACGGUGUCCACGGGCGCAGCGGCCAUGAUGGCAGUGCGGGUGCUGCUGGAUCAUGAUGUCCCGGAAGACAAGAUCUUCCUGCUCUCCCUGCUCAUGGCAGAGAUGGGUGUCCACUCAGUCGCCUAUGCUUUCCCCCGGGUGAAGAUCAUCACCACAGCCGUGGACAAGAAGGUGAAUGACCUUUUCCGGAUAAUCCCUGGCAUCGGGAACUUUGGAGAUCGGUACUUUGGAACAGACGCUCCUCCGGACUGGAGCGACGAUGAAGAUGCUCUCAGCACUUAGCUGGAUGUGGAGAUGCCACCGGCGCCAGGCAGCUUCAGCACCGCACCUUAACCCCUUCUGUCCGUCGCAGAUUUCUCCUGCCUCCUCACCGAGCAUAGAUAUUUUUUUCAAAUCUUACAUUGGAGAUGUAGGGCAUAUUUUUUCAAAGAAACAAAAAUCCUAGUUUGUGGGCAGUCGCGUGUCCCAGCGCAGAGCGGAGUUAAUUUAUUUUAAUUUAAAUAUUUGCCUAUAUAACUUAUUGGAGAUAUUUUAUAAAGAAAAAUAAUAAAUUUUUUCUCUGGUUUUCUUGAA
Molecule: messenger RNA, 988 nt
Organism: Eurypyga helias (sunbittern)
Lineage: Eukaryota; Metazoa; Chordata; Aves; Eurypygiformes; Eurypygidae
Product: uridine-cytidine kinase-like 1
Exons: 7
Source: RefSeq, a predicted model, not a curated record